Ostrea edulis (European flat oyster) is the source of this 1967-nucleotide messenger RNA. RefSeq lists its product as uncharacterized. The record is from RefSeq and is a predicted model, not a curated record. The coding region runs from base 270 to 1907 and encodes 545 amino acids. The transcript is spliced from 2 exons. Lineage: Eukaryota; Metazoa; Mollusca; Bivalvia; Ostreida; Ostreidae.
AAAAGUCAAUUCAGACAUAUGUAUUUAACCUAAUAAAUCGAUGAUUAGUAUACACUCAAGUAAGAGCUCUUGUAUAUUGAUUUAUACUCUUAUUCAGUUGGUCAUCGGGUAUUUAAAGGAUAAAUCCGGAUUUUCUGCUUGAUGAAAUUGGGUCAAUAAAACGUCAACCUUAAACCCUUUUGACCAACAACUAUUCAAUUAAAGAGGUGCUGCUGUGCUGCCACUUGUAAGACUAUCCAGCAGAAAGACACCGUGCAUGCUUUUACAAGAUGAGCAGGCGGUCUUACAUUGCCGUGGCGAUGGUAAUCGGUAUCGGAGUGGGUGUGUUUUCUGCCUAUUACUACGGAGGUCGUACAAAAACUGUACAAAAAGUCUACAUCAUGCCAAAACCUGACAAAAAUCCUAUAAUGCCACCCCAUUCUGUACACAAUUACACUACAAAUCCACCCUCCAAAACCCCCCACGGUGCUAUACUCAAGCCAAAGACGGUGGUUAAGAAAUUCAGGUCCAAUCCAGAUACCAACUGCAUUGCAACGAUACCUCCAAAAUACAUCACGAAUGGUGAAGAACCUUUUAGAAUACCAGAAGAAAAAGAACUGUCCUCACUGUCAAAUGAGAUUGUUACCUGCUUGUACCAUCGUUAUGUAACCACGCUUCAAUAUUACUGCGGAUAUAAAGAACGCAUCGGUAUGAUAGCACGAAACGGCUGGUACGUCUGCUUGGACCCCUCCUUCGCUCCUAAAAAUGACUGUGUUGUUUUCUCCUCCAACAGGAGGUUUAAUGAUAAUGCCUUCUUGUAUGAUAUCAAGGCACGUUAUAAGUGUAGAACGUUCAAUACACCCCUUUCCGACAAAGAUUCUCUACAGAGUUGGAUUGCAAAAACCAAUACUUCAGACAACAUCAUUGAUGUUCUUACUCUUUCAAUAAGUAGCUAUGGAGAACUUUUCAUCAUUGAUAAAAUGGUGGAAGAGAGGUCCAUUGGGAGAGUGAAGCAACUGCUUUUAGAACUUCAUUUUGACCCUGCCGUGACGAAGAAAUCAGAUUACGUAAAAAUUUUAAAACGUUUGAAAAUGCUGUUCCGAGCAGGUUUACGUAUAAUUUGGUACGACAGGCCAUUUCAGUGUGCAUCAAUGAACAAAUAUAACAGAUGUUAUACAAUCUAUUUUGUUCAAAGAUCUUUAGCAGACAGAACACACAAGUAUAGAGAACUUAGUUUACCGUCAGAGGAGGAAAUUCGAAAGAUGAAAGGUCCAGAGUGCUCAGACCUCUACUAUAAAUAUCUCACGACUACGCAGUUCUUCUGUAAACAAAUAGUGAGAAUUGGGAGAAUAACGGAUGGUGGCUGGGAUGUCUGUCACGAUAUGAUGCUUAAGAUUGACGAGAAACCUUGCAUUGCCUAUUCGUUUGGUAUAAACAAUGACUUUUCGUUUGAUGAUGAUAUGGUAAAAACAUACGGCUGCAACGUAUAUUCAUUCGAUCCUACAAUGAGAAAGGAAACUCACAAACAUGCGCCCAAAGUUUGGUUCUACAACAGAGGUAUAGGAGAAACAUACAGAAAAUAUGGUACCGGUGACAUUGCACCUCUGAAUAAAAUCAGGAAGGAUCUUAAUCAUGUGAAAGUUCCCAUAGCAGUCAUGAAAGGAGACACAGAGGGUGCGGAAUGGCCUUCAACGCCACAGAUGUUAAAAACCAAUCAACUCUCCGAUGUAUCCCAGUUUUACCUAGAACUGCAUUCAAAUGGGUACGCGCCGGAACAUUUGCUUCUUCUAAAGAAACUGCAUGAUGCUGGAUUCCGUUUAUUCUGGUUUCACACAAAUCCAUCUUGUAUAUUUAAGUACAAGAGUGGUCAACGUACGCUCUGUAUGGAAGUGUAUUUCAUGAAUACUCGAUAUCCAUAUACAUCAUAAACUGCGUCACACCAUCAAGUGCAUGUCCAAGGACACUAAAUCACAUUUGAUACAUUGUUA